Molecule: messenger RNA, 2061 nt
Organism: Diplodia corticola
Lineage: Eukaryota; Fungi; Ascomycota; Dothideomycetes; Botryosphaeriales; Botryosphaeriaceae
Product: serine threonine-protein kinase bur1
Exons: 8
Coding region: 1-2061 (686 amino acids)
Biological process (GO): protein phosphorylation
Cellular component (GO): nucleus
Molecular function (GO): cyclin-dependent protein serine/threonine kinase activity; ATP binding
Source: RefSeq, a predicted model, not a curated record
AUGGGAACAGAAUCUCGCCCUGCACUGGACAACGCGUACCUUCUGAACCCUUGCCCGUCUGUCAAAGCCGUGCCGCCCGGUGACGCCCACUCGAGAAAGCACGCCGCCGCGUCGCCUCCGGCCAUCUAUCGCCCGCACGCGCAUGGCAACUGCUGCGCCGACCGCCCUGUCUCCUGCCGCCGCCGCCCCGCCCACGCGCCGUCUACAUGUCGCGACGACAUAGGCAGAUCGAGCCUCUUCGCCACGCCGACGACUGAACACUCAGACGCGAAACCACCCCGCGACGCUCCGGCAGCACCCCAAUUUUGCAGCGCGUCCACCAUGGCGCAAGUAGCUGCAUCCUCUACGCCUACGCUGGGCCUCGCCCACCGCAAAUUCCAUGGCUGCUCCGGCAUCCGCGACUAUGAGAUCAUGGACAAGCUUGGUGAAGGCACUUUUGGUGAGGUCCACAAGGCGCGCUCACGCCGCAGCGGGACAGUCUUUGCCCUCAAGAAGAUCCUCAUGCACAACGAAAAGGACGGCUUCCCCAUAACUGCGCUCCGCGAGAUAAAGCUGCUCAAGCUGCUCAGCCACCCGAACGUCCUCAAGUUGGAAGAAAUGGCCGUUGAACGGACGAGGGGUGAGGGAAGGAAGCGCGCGAUAUUAUACAUGGUGACCCCUUACAUGGACCACGAUCUUUCCGGCCUCCUUGACAACCCCGACGUCCGUUUCUCCGAGCCGCAGAUCAAGUGCUACAUGCUGCAACUUUUGGAGGGACUUAGAUAUCUGCAUGAUAACCACAUUCUACACCGCGAUAUGAAAGCUGCCAAUUUGUUGAUAAACAACAAGGGUAUCCUACAAAUCGCAGACUUUGGUCUUGCUCGUCAUUACGAUGAGCCGGUGCCCAAGCCUGGAAAGGGCGGUGGCGAGGCCCAGCGAGACUACACUGCGCUAGUCGUCACUCGCUGGUAUCGGCCCCCGGAGCUGCUACUCAAUCUCCGUCGGUACACCACGUCAAUCGACAUGUGGGGUGCAGGCUGCGUUUUUGGUGAGAUGUUCAGAAGAAAGCCCAUUCUCGCUGGAAACAGCGACCUCAACCAAGCUCAGAUCAUCUUCGACUUGGUCGGCACUCCGACCGAAGAGAACAUGCCAGGAUGGAGCCUCCUACCUGGUUGCGAAGGGGUCAAGCAAUUUGCGCCGCGAAGGGGCAAUCUUCCCCAGGUUUUCCGAGAGCAAGGAUCUUUGGCGAUCUCGCUUCUGCAAGAGCUUCUUAAAUUGGACUGGAGGAAGCGGAUCAACGCGAUCGACGCUCUUCAACACCCGUAUUUCAAGGAACACCCGAAGCCCGCAAGACCUGAAGAUCUCCCGCGUUUUGCAGAUUCCCACGAGCUGGAUCGCCGUACUGCUCGUGGCAAGCAACAGGCCCUGCCGCCCGCGCCCGCCGGUGGCACCGUCGGUAUGGGACCUCACCCUAAUGGUGAUUGGCCCGGCGGUCCGCCGCCACAUGGAGCAUACAUGAACGGAGACCGGUACCCUCGCGAUCGCGGUCCCCCAGGUGCUAUACCUCCAGGGCCUCCACGUGGGUACGACGGGCGAGGCGGGCCCUAUGACCAACGAGGUCCUCGUCGUCAGCCGUGGGAAGCUGAUGUGCACCGCCAUACCAAUCUACCUUAUGCCGGGCCUCCGGGCUCGCGCCUCCCUCCGCCGCCCCCUGAAGGAAGCAGACACCCUCUGCCACAUCCUCCCACAAAUCGAGCCUAUGGGACUGGUGUGGCCCGUCCUAUUAGAGUCCCGGGAAACGUUGACACAUACAUACCAAGUUAUUCUGACGGUGGUCGCCGUGGUUCAAAUGAUAGAGAAAGAGACGACCGCAGUUCCCGGGAUAGGAGCAGACCUCCGUCCAGAGACAAACAAAGAGGAUACCGGGAUAGACGUCCCCGUGACGAUGAUGCGCUUGAUUACGAUGAAGGAGGACGGCGCAAGACGCGCAGCAGAAGCCCUGCAAGCGAUGCUUACGAGCGCCGCGACCGCGAUAGGGACCGCGACCGGCGCGAGCGAGAAAGGGAUCUUUACAGGCGAUGA